Messenger RNA from Anthostomella pinea, 669 nucleotides. The record is from the annotation of a GenBank genome assembly. Lineage: Eukaryota; Fungi; Ascomycota; Sordariomycetes; Xylariales; Xylariaceae.
AUGAGUGCUGCCCCCGGAUCAUCCGUCAAUGAUCCCAUGUCUGCCGCAGAAUGGGCUCGUCGCAUCCGCGCCGGCACAGCGCCGCCGUCCCUGAAUCUAGCACGGAUUGCCGCGACCAGCAACAACGGCGCCGAAGGGGUUGCUCUGCUCGACGCCAUGAAAAGCAAAGAGCCCAAUUUUUUGUCUUCAGAUCCAAAGUCACAACAAGUCCUCCUAACACACCUGGCCUUGGCGAAAGGCCAGCCUGAAGUUAUUCAAUAUCUCUGGGAUGCGUAUUCCAUCACACCAGACAACGACACGCUGGUCAAGACGGUCGAGACCAGAAGCGGUCGUAGCGUUGAGAUACUGCGAUGGCUUCUGGACCGGCAUGGUCUGGACAUCAAUCACGUACGCGUUCCGUCGCGGAGCCUCGGCAGCGACAGCGGCAGUAUUCCUACCACCACCGAUCCUCGAGACAGAGCAGAGCUGGAGCACGCUCAGAGCAUAGUGGUAAAAGCAAGGCAAAGGACAUCUUUGCAUGCUGCGGUUUCCAGGGGCGACGCCGAGGUUGUUCAGUUCCUACUGCAGAGAGGUGCGGAUGUAGGUAUAAAGGAUGGAAAUGGCCUGACUGCUUCAUCUCUCGCGGAGGCGGAGGGUCGAGAUGGCAUCCUACAGCUACUCCGUGCAUAA